Myotis davidii is the source of this 5906-nucleotide messenger RNA. RefSeq names its product intersectin 2 (gene ITSN2). The transcript is spliced from 40 exons. Bases 57 to 5162 code for a protein of 1701 amino acids. Gene Ontology annotation, molecular function: protein binding; guanyl-nucleotide exchange factor activity; calcium ion binding. The record is from RefSeq and is a predicted model, not a curated record. NCBI's taxonomy places the organism in Eukaryota, Metazoa, Chordata, Mammalia, Chiroptera, Vespertilionidae. Gene Ontology annotation, cellular component: intracellular vesicle; plasma membrane; cytoplasm. Gene Ontology annotation, biological process: clathrin-dependent synaptic vesicle endocytosis; endosomal transport.
GGCACAAUGUUUUUAUGUUGCAGAUGGCUGAGAGCUAGCAAGGAAAAUUCAGGAGCAUGAUGGCUCAGUUUCCCACAGCUAUGAAUGGAGGGCCAAACAUGUGGGCUAUUACCUCUGAAGAACGGACUAAGCAUGACAAGCAGUUUGAUAACCUCAAGCCCGCAGGAGGUUACAUAACAGGUGAUCAAGCACGUACAUUUUUCUUGCAGUCAGGCUUGCCGGCUCCUGUUUUAGCUGAAAUAUGGGCUUUAUCAGACCUGAACAAAGAUGGGAAGAUGGAUCAGCAAGAGUUCUCCAUAGCCAUGAAACUCAUCAAACUAAAGUUACAAGGCCAGCAGUUGCCUGUGGUUCUCCCUCCUAUUAUGAAACAACCUCCUAUGUUCUCUCCAUUAAUUUCUGCCCGUUUUGGAAUGGGAAGCAUGCCCAAUCUGUCCGUUCCUCAGCCAUUGCCUCCAGUCGCUCCUAUAGCAACAGCUUUGUCCCCUGCAACUUCAGGGACCACCCUUCCUCCCUUAAUGAUGCCUGCUCCCUUGGUGCCUUCUGUUAGCACUUCAUCCUUACCAAAUGGAACUGCCAGUCUCAUUCAGCCUUUAUCCAUUCCUUAUUCUUCUGCAACAUUGCCUCAUACGUCAUCUUAUAGUAUGAUGAUGGGAGGAUUUGGUGGUGCUAGUAUACAGAAAGCCCAGUCUCUGAUUGAUUUAGGAUCUAGUAGCUCAACUUCCUCAACUGCUUCACUCUCAGGGAACUCGCCCAAGAUUGGGACCACAGAGUGGGCAGUUCCUCAGCCUUCAAGAUUAAAAUAUCGGCAAAAAUUUAAUAGUCUUGACAAAAGCAUGAGUGGAUACCUCUCAGGUUUUCAAGCUAGAAAUGCCCUUCUUCAGUCAAAUCUUUCUCAAACUCAGCUAGCUACUAUUUGGAGUCUGGCUGACAUUGAUGGGGAUGGACAACUAAAAGCUGAAGAGUUUAUCCUUGCGAUGCACCUCACUGACAUGGCCAAAGCUGGACAGCCUUUGCCUCUGACUUUACCUCCUGAGCUGGUCCCUCCAUCUUUUAGAGGAGGAAAGCAAAUUGAUUCCAUUAAUGGAACUCUGCCUUCAUAUCAGAAAAUACAAGAAGAGGAACCUCAGAAAAAAUUACCAGUUACUUUUGAGGACAAGCGGAAAGCCAACUACGAGCGAGGGAACAUGGAACUGGAGAAGCGACGCCAAGCCCUGAUGGAGCAGCAACAGAGGGAGGCAGAGCGGAAAGCCCAGAAAGAAAAGGAAGAGUGGGAACGAAAACAGAGAGAAUUGCAAGAACAAGAAUGGAAGAAACAACUUGAAUUAGAAAAACGCUUGGAGAAGCAGAGGGAAUUGGAGAGACAACGGGAGGAAGAAAGGAGAAAAGAGAUAGAAAGACGAGAGGCUGCAAAACAGGAACUUGAAAGACAACGUCGUUUAGAGUGGGAGAGAAUUCGCAGACAGGAGCUCCUCAAUCAGAGGAACAGAGAGCAGGAAGAAAUUGUGAGGUUAAACUCUAAAAAGAAGAGUCUUCAUCUCGAGUUGGAAGCACUGAAUGGCAAACAUCAGCAGAUCUCAGGCAGACUUCAAGAUGUCCGACUCAGAAAACAAACUCAGAAGACUGAGCUGGAAGUUCUGGAUAAGCAAUGUGACCUGGAAAUUAUGGAAAUCAAGCAGCUCCAGCAAGAACUUCAGGAAUAUCAAAAUAAGCUUAUCUAUUUGGUACCUGAGAAGCAAUUAUUAAAUGAAAGAAUUAAAAACAUACAGCUUGGUAACACACCUGAUUUAGGAAUGAGUCUACUUCAUAAAAAAUCAUUAGAAAAGGAAGAAUUAUGCCAAAGACUUAAAGAACAGUUAGAUGCACUGGAAAAAGAAACUGCAUCUAAGCUAUCAGAAAUGGAUUCAUUUAAUAGUCAACUAAAGUGUGGGAGUAUGGAUGACUCUAUUCUUCAGUGCCUUUUGUCUCUGCUCAGCUGUCUCAACAACCUCUUCCUCUUACUUAAGGAACUGAGAAAAAGCUACAAUACACAGCAGUUAGCUCUUGAACAGCUUCAUAAGAUCAAACAUAACAAGUUAAAGGAAAUAGAAAGAAAAAGGUCAGAGUUAAUACAAAAAAAGAAACAAGAAGAUGAGGCUGUAAGGAAAGCAAAGCAAGGAAAAGAAAACUUAUGGAGAGAAAAUCUUAGAAAGGAGGAAGAAGAAAAACAAAAGCGGCUCCAGGAAGAAAAGACCCAAGAAAAAGUUCAAGAAGAGGAAAAGAAAACUGAGGAGAAACGAUGUGAGCCAGCUAGUGAGUUGGUGAAUUAUAGAGCUUUAUAUCACUUUGAAGCAAGGAGCCAUGAUGAAAUGAGUUUUAAUUCUGGGGAUAUAAUACAGGUUGAUGAAAAAACCAUAGGAGAACCUGGUUGGCUUUAUGGUAGUUUCCAAGGAAAGUUUGGCUGGUUUCCAUGCAACUAUGUAGAAAAAAUGCCAUCAAGUGAAAAAUCUGUGUCUCCUAAAAAGGCCAUACUUCCUCCCACCGUAUCUUUAUCUGCUACCUCAACUUCUGAAUCACUUUCUUCAAAUCAGCCAGCAUCAGUGACUGAUUAUCAAAAUGUAUCUUUUUCAAACCUAACUGUUAAUACAUCAUGGCAGAAAAAGUCAGCUUUUACUCGCACUGUGUCCCCUGGAUCUGUGUCCCCUAUUCACGGACAGGGACAGGUUGUAGAAAAUCUAAAAGCACAGGCCCUUUGUUCCUGGACUGCAAAGAAAGAUAACCACUUGAACUUCUCAAAACAUGAUGUUAUUACUGUCUUGGAGCAGCAAGAAAAUUGGUGGUUUGGGGAAGUACAUGGAGGAAGAGGAUGGUUUCCAAAAUCUUAUGUCAAAAUCAUCCCUGGGAGUGAAGUCAGACGGGAAGAGCCAGAAGCUCUGUAUGCAGCUGUAAAUAAGAAACCUACCUCCGCAGCCUAUACAGUUGGAGAAGAGUAUAUUGCACUUUAUCCGUAUUCAAGUGUAGAACCUGGAGAUUUGACAUUCUCAGAAGGUGAAGAAAUACUGGUAACUCAGAAAGAUGGAGAAUGGUGGACAGGCAGUAUUGGAGAUAGAACUGGAAUUUUUCCAUCAAAUUAUGUCAAACCAAAAGAUCAAGAGAGUUUUGGGAGUGCUAGCAAAUCUGGAGCAUCAAACAAGAAACCUGAGAUUGCUCAAGUAACUUCAGCAUAUGUGGCUUCUGGUUCGGAACAGCUUAGCCUCGCACCAGGGCAGUUAAUACUAAUAUUAAAGAAAAAUGCAAGUGGGUGGUGGCAAGGGGAGUUACAGGCCAGAGGCAAAAAGAGACAGAAAGGAUGGUUUCCUGCCAGCCAUGUUAAACUUUUGGGUCCAAGUAGUGAAAGAACUACACCUGCCUUUCAUCCUGUGUGUCAGGUGAUUGCUAUGUAUGACUAUGCAGCGAAUAAUGAAGAUGAGCUAAACUUCUCCAAGGGACAACUUAUCAAUGUUUUGAACAAAGAUGAUCCUGACUGGUGGCAGGGAGAAAUCAAUGGGGUGACUGGUCUCUUCCCUUCAAACUAUGUUAAGAUGACGACAGACUCAGAUCCAAGUCAACAGUGGUGUGCCGAUCUCCAAACCCUGGACACCAUGCAGCCGAUGGAGAGGAAGAGGCAGGGCUACAUCCACGAGCUGAUUCAGACUGAGGAGCGGUACGUGGACGACCUGCAGCUGGUCGUGGAGGUUUUUCAGAAACGGAUGGCAGAGUCAGGCUCUCUCACCGAAGGAGAAAUGACCUCGAUCUUCGUUAACUGGAAGGAGCUCAUCAUGUCCAACACGAAGCUGCUGAAGGCCCUGCGGGUUCGGAAGAAGACCGGGGGCGAGAAGAUGCCGGUGCAGAUGAUCGGGGACAUCCUGGCGGCCGAGCUGUCCCACAUGCAGGCCUACAUCCGGUUCUGCAGCUGCCAGCUCAACGGAGCCACUCUCUUACAGCAGAAGACCGACGAGGACACGGACUUCAAAGAAUUUUUAAAGAAGCUGGCGUCUGACCCGCGUUUGAAUGAACCGAGACUUGCUCACCGUUGGGUUCUCAGUGCCCAGCAUGGCACCCAGCACAUCGCGGCAGCCGUAGGACGCCCGGUCGGGGGUGGUAGGCACAGUACACCCCACGUGACCCGGCCACUCUUCCAGAUUCUGGAGAACACGCCAGAGAGUCACGUGGACCACUCCUCCUUGAAGCUGGCCCUCGGGCGGGCGGAAGAGCUUUGCUCCCAGGUGAACGAAGGCGUCCGGGAGAAGGAACACGCGGACCGCCUGGAGUGGCUCCAGACGCACGUCCAGUGCGAGGGCCUCGCAGAGCAACUCAUUUUCAACUCCCUCACCAACUGCCUGGGGCCGCGGAAGCUGCUGCACAGCGGGAAGCUGCACAAGGCCAAGAGCAACAAGGAGCUGCACGGCUUCCUCUUCAACGACUUCCUGCUCCUCACCCACCUGGUCAAGCAGUUCGCCGUGUCCUCGGGCGCCGAGAAGCUCUUCAGCUCCAAGUCCAACGCUCAGUUCAAAAUGUACAAGAUGCCCAUUUUCCUGAACGAAGUCCUGGUGAAACUGCCCACAGACCCAUCCAGCGAGGAGCCUAUCUUCCACAUUUCUCACAUCGACCGGGUCUACACCCUCCGGACAGACAACAUUAACGAGAGGACAGCCUGGGUGCAGAAGAUCAAGGCCGCUUCUGAGCAGUACAUCGACACGGAGAAGAAGAAGCGAGAGAGGGCCUAUCAAGCUCGCUCUCAAAAGACUUCAGGCAUCGGGCGUCUGAUGGUGCAUGUCAUUGAAGCUACAGAAUUAAAAGCCUGCAAACCGAAUGGAAAGAGCAACCCGUACUGUGAAAUCAGCAUGGGCUCCCAGAGCUACACCACCAGGACCCUCCAGGACACACUGAACCCCAAGUGGAACUUCAACUGCCAGUUCUUCAUUAAGGACCUGCACCAAGACGUGCUGUGUCUCACCAUGUUCGACAGGGACCAGUUCUCUCCAGACGAUUUCCUGGGUCGGACUGAAAUCCCAGUGGCGAAAAUUCGAACAGAACAGGAAAGCAAAGGCCCUACCACCCGGCGACUCCUGCUGCACGAGGUCCCCACCGGGGAAGUCUGGGUCCGCUUUGACCUGCAGCUUUUUGAGCAAAAAACUCUCCUGUAGGGGCCUCGGGAGGGCGUCUGCCCUGGGCUGGGGCUGGGAAGACGGUGGUGCUGCCCCGUGGAGGACGGAGGUCGCUCAGCUUCAUCCAUCGCAAGGCCGCACGUGCGCUGGGGCCUCUCUAGUUGAUCGCACACUAAAUCGCUAGCCAUCUAUGCAAACACCUUCCCUAUGAGUAAACCAAACCCCGCGGCACGGUGCCUUGUAUGAGUGCUAACAUGUUGGGCUGUUUGGAUGCCACGGUUUCCAUUUUCAGGGCUAUAACAAGUAUUACGUGGAGCUGAGGCAUCGGACCACCGGACGUUACCACUUGGUUGAAUGUGUCCACUGUGGGCGGUUUUGGUGACACUGUAACCAUUCCACGCCCUGUGACCUCUGCUGGUCACAGCCACUCAGGAGGCCGAGGACUGGGAGGAAGGCUGUGGCCGCAGCGCGGGGCCAGCCUGAUGCUGACAUAGCGUCCACUCGUGCACUGAACAAAACCAGGCUUGAUCCUUGAGCUCCUGGUCAGAUUUAUCCUUCUCUGCUGAGACAAUGUAGUUGGAAAUCUAAGGGGGAAAGCUUGAUUUACUUUAAAUACUGUGAACGCUAAUGAUGUGGAAAAUAUUUUUCAACUUUAAUUUUCUGAAGUAUAAAUUAUUUAUGUAAAUUCCUUGUUUUUGCAUAUUUCAUAGGACGUGCAUCUUUAAGCUUUAUCAUUGCCAAUAUGUACAGAAAGAGAAUAAAACUAUACGUUUAUGAAUGUCA